ACUCCUCAGUCCUCACUCAAACAGUGUGUGCGCGAGAGUGCGGCGAUACUCACGCGCCGUAGAUCAUCUGUGACGUAGGGAAUGAACGUUUGACUCACUCCAUUGUGCACAAAAUGACAAAAGUGGACAAAGAAUCGUUGGCUGGUCCUGUGGACUCUAAACCUAUCGUUGUUGACAGGAGCCACAAGGUGAAUAUCGCGCCUACGCAUCAUAAAACCCUCACCCAUUUGCCCAAACGACCCCCAGUGGACUUGGCUUUUACGGAUCUUACAUACAAUGUGCAGGAAGGAAGGAAAAGCAAUGUCAAGACGAUCCUUAAGUCGGUGUCAGGAAGGCUGCGGUCUGGUGAGCUUACUGCAAUCAUGGGACCCUCUGGCGCUGGAAAAUCUACCUUGCUCAACAUUCUUACUGGCUACAAAACGUCAGGUAUGGAAGGCAGUAUAACAGUAAACGGCAUGGAACGCAACCUGUCUAGCUUCCGCAAGCUCUCCUGCUACAUUAUGCAGGAUAACCAGUUGCACGGUAACCUAACUGUCGAGGAGGCUAUGAAAGUGGCUACGUCGCUUAAACUGCCCACUGCUACGUCAAGGGAAGAUAAGGAGGAAGUGAUUCAAGAGAUCCUCGAAACACUUGGUCUAGCCGAUCAUCUGAAAACCAUGACUUCGAACCUGUCUGGAGGACAGAAGAAGCGUCUUUCAAUCGCGUUGGAGCUGGUUAACAACCCACCGAUUAUGUUCUUCGAUGAACCAACAUCUGGUCUCGACAGUUCUUCUUGCUUCCAAUGUAUCUCCUUGUUGAAGACAUUGGCGAGUGGUGGUAGAACCAUUAUCUGUACCAUUCACCAGCCAUCUGCGCGUUUGUUUGAGAUGUUUGACCACUUGUACACGCUCGCUGAAGGCCAGUGUGUUUAUCAAGGCAGUACUGGACGGCUAGUGGAAUGGCUGGGCAGCUUGAACCUGCAGUGUCCGUCAUACCACAACCCGGCGUCUUUCAUCAUAGAAGUAUCGUGUGGGGAGUAUGGCGAGAACACGAGCAAACUUGUCCGGGCUAUUGAAAAUGGGAAGAAUGAUAUCAGAAAUGGCAAACCAUUCCCAACUCAACCGAAUUACAAUAACCGAAAGGAUAUGGAGGAGUCUGCGAAGAGCGCAUUAGACUGGAACAUAAACGACGCGUCCCAAGUAAGAGAUAAAUUCGCCGGGGACGUACCGAAUGGUGCGAAUGGGGCAAACGGUACGAAUGGCACGAGUAAUUUGCAGAACGGUUUAUUGCAGUUCGCCGCUAAUGAAAUUUCUAAGGGUAGUAAAGCCGAGCCACUGGUAGUGCAAAUGGACACAGAGAAGCAAGACAAUGCUGAAGUGGCCCUUUUAGGCACUGAUGGUUCCCCGCGUAGAUAUGCAACAUCCGAAGGCAAACAAUUCUGGGUCGUGCUUAAAAGGACUUUGCUCUUCAGUAGAAGAGAUUGGACACUUAUGUACCUGCGUCUUUUCGCUCACAUAUUGGUAGGCUUCUUGAUCGGGGCUCUCUACUACGAUAUUGGUAACGACGGCUCCAAGGUGCUCUCAAAUCUCGGUUUCCUUUUCUUCAAUAUGCUGUUCCUCAUGUACACAUCUAUGACCAUCACUAUAUUGAGUUUUCCCCUAGAGAUGCCUGUGCUAGUAAAAGAACACUUUAACCGAUGGUAUUCGCUACGAUCUUAUUAUUUGGCUAUCACCGUUUCAGAUAUUCCCUUCCAGGCGAUAUUCUGUAUAAUCUACGUGGUGAUAGUAUACCUGCUGACGUCACAACCUCUAGAGUGGUUCCGGUUUUCGAUGUUCCUCUCUUCGUGUCUCCUUAUAUCGUUUGUGGCGCAAAGUGUUGGACUUGUUGUUGGUGCCGCUAUGAAUGUGCAGAACGGAGUAUUCCUUGCGCCAGUGAUGUCGGUUCCAUUCCUAUUAUUCAGUGGUUUCUUCGUGUCGUUUAACGCGAUACCUGUAUACCUGCGAUGGAUCACCUACGUGUCGUAUAUUCGAUACGGUUUCGAAGGAACUGCACUAGCAACGUAUUCCUUUAAUAGGACUAAUCUUGCGUGUCAUCAGGCCUACUGUCACUUUAAGAAACCAGAGAUAACACUAGAAGAGCUCGACAUGACCAACGCCGACUUCACACUGGACAUAGCAGCGUUGUGCCUAAUUUUCUUACUCCUUCGUAUUUCUGCUUUCCUCUUCCUUCGUUGGAAACUCCGAUCCACUCGAUAGGUUAAUUAGAUAUAGAAGUACACGGAAAUUUUGUUACUUAUGGACGCGUCUUUCGCUUGUGUACAAUAAACUACGUCGUAGUUUUUAUCUAUGUAAAAAAAAAUAUUUUGAACUAUGUUUUGAAGCCAUUAAAAAUAUUAAUGUCUUAUUAGAAAUAAAGUGAUUUGAAUUUGAUGUAAAAAUGAUAAACAGUAAGAAUACAAAAUUUUCGUGUACAGUAUUCACUGAAGUUAUAGUUAGUCGGUGAUAAUGUGAUAAUAUAAUUCCAAUGUGAUGUAAGGACAAUUAUUCUACGUAUAUAAAAAUACGCAGCUAAUUAUUGAGGUUUGUUUACCAAAACCUUGUUGAAAAUAUAUUUUCUUUUAAUUGUAUAUCUAUACUCAAAGACUUGAUUGCGGUUAUAAGGGUUCUGUAUCCCAAUCGUUUUAGUUGGUUCGAAUUGAAAAAAAAACAUUUACACUGAUUAUGGAAUAAUGAAACUAUUGUGACUGUCACAUUUCUCUUUAUAGCUUGGUCACUGGUCAUCUAAAAUGUGAUAAUUCAAAAUUAUUUUUUAUCUUAACGAAAUUUAGCCAGCUCUAGAAACAUUAUUGGGACACAGUUGCUUAACCGACCGCAAAGUAAAUGAAAAGUUACUUUUAUGACUUACACGAUAAAGCUGCCGUGGCCUUAUUGUAAAAUAUACAAAUUUUAUUCAUUAAAUUUCCUAAUUUAUUGAGAUUUGAUGGUCACAAAAUUUUAUGCAUAUUGUACUUGAAUUGAUUUAAUGGUAUUUUGCCAUAAUGAAUAUUUGCCGAUGAACAAGGAAAAAGAGUCAAGUAGAUUCAAAUCUUGCCUUUAACUUGCCAUCGUAUGGAGUUUUUGAGACUAGUAAUCACCCAAAAAUAUAAAUGGACUGUCAAAGCUUUGCAAGAGAUAAUGUCUCUAGUGCAUAGCUGUAUUUAGAAAUGUGGUUACCGUCGCAUUUUAAGGAAUUAUAAAUUGCUCAAUAUAAGCUUAGUUAUAUAAAAUGUAAUAUUGUAUGCAAAUUCGGCCAUUACGAAAUUUAGUAAUAUAAGUAACUUAAUUAGGGAUCACGGUUUAUAUUGUACUUAGUUAAGUAAAUGUUUAGAUAAUGGUCCAAUAUUGUUGGUUAUAUGUAAUUUUAUAUAUUUUUAAUAAAUGGUUUAAAUAAG
Molecule: messenger RNA, 3409 nt
Organism: Pieris brassicae (large cabbage white)
Lineage: Eukaryota; Metazoa; Arthropoda; Insecta; Lepidoptera; Pieridae
Product: ATP-binding cassette subfamily G member 4-like
Exons: 12
Coding region: 114-2234 (706 amino acids)
Cellular component (GO): plasma membrane
Molecular function (GO): ABC-type transporter activity; ATP binding; ATP hydrolysis activity
Source: RefSeq, a predicted model, not a curated record